Molecule: messenger RNA, 417 nt
Organism: Entrophospora candida
Lineage: Eukaryota; Fungi; Glomeromycota; Glomeromycetes; Entrophosporales; Entrophosporaceae
Source: the annotation of a GenBank genome assembly
UACCAAUCUUGAAUAUAAGGUGGAUAGAAAAUAUAAUUUAACAUAUAAUGCAUUUUGGAAAAACAAUCUAAUUCAAAAACCCCUAAGAGGCUUCAUCAAGAAACUAGGUCAAGUAGAACAGUUUGCAACAUGGGUACUUAUGAAUCUGUGGGCAGAGAUAGAGUUUCAUGAGAUUGAUUGGGAAAGCACAUGGUUCAAUAUCUUUGGUGCAGAAAAGGCCACAAAAGCAGAUCUACACUAUAAAAGCUUAUUUCUAAGGAUAUAUAAAGUUAAACUUUUACAUAACGAAUUACCAACUCUAACAAACCUCAAAAUAAGACAACCAAAAGUAUAUACAACUAAUUGGUGUCCUAGAUGUAACCUAGAAAAGGAAGAUAUACAUCAUAUCUGGUCAUGUCCAAGUAACACAACUGAAAU